Eptesicus fuscus (big brown bat) is the source of this 1650-nucleotide messenger RNA. It is a transcript of the gene GFY, whose product is annotated as golgi associated olfactory signaling regulator. The record is from RefSeq and is a predicted model, not a curated record. Bases 1 to 1542 code for a protein of 513 amino acids. The transcript is spliced from 3 exons. Lineage: Eukaryota; Metazoa; Chordata; Mammalia; Chiroptera; Vespertilionidae.
AUGACAGCCUUCGGCCCCCUGCUCUUCCUCGUCUGCCUCCUCGCCGGGCGGGGUUCCGCGGCCGCGCCUUCGGCCUCACCAACGGCGGGCUCCGACUUCCCAAGGACGGGCCUCCCCUCGGAGCCCUCUCUCCCAGCUUGGGAAAACGCCACUCUCCACCAGCCUCACCCAGAAUCCCCGGGGACAGCGUCUCCGGGGCCCUCCAAGGCGCCUCAUUCGGGUUCCCCUGAGUCCUCGCCCCAUAACUUCACUGACACCCCCACCCCUGACCUCCAAGAACCCCCACACCCAGAGUCUCCUGAGGCCUCCAAACCUAACUCACUCAACACCUCCAUAUCAGAAGCCCUGGAGACCCCCAAAAUUAACCCCUCCCAAGUGACACAUCCAGAACCUUCUGAGACCCCCACGCCUGACCUGCCUGAGAUUCCACACCCCAAGUUCCCUGAGGCCCUCAAACCUAAUUCCUCCACAACUCCACACCCAGAAUUUCCUGGGACCCUGAAUCCCGACCCUCCCCAAACUCCACACCAGGAAUUCCCAGGGAUUCCCGAGCUUAACUCCACUGAAAUCUCACAGGCAGAGGCCCCGGAUCCUGACCCCACCGAAACCCUUCACCCCGAAACUCCAAAAAUCCAUGACCCCAACACCGCCGAGACCCCAAACACUGAAUUCCUUCAGACCCUCCACCCCAACCCUACUGAUACCCCCUACCCAGAAUCCCAUGUAACCCACCACCCCGGCCCCGCUGACAUUCCCCCAUCAAAACUCCCCACAGCCCACUACCGAGAUGCCGCAGAGAUCCCCAGGGACUCUGACCCUGAAACCUCCACCCGUCUUCACCCAGACACGCUUGCACCCUCCAGGGACCAAGCUCCUGCCCUGCACGGGCUGCCCCUGAACCCCGAGCCAGAACCCCCUGCGGCCACCCAGCCCAACUCCCUUAAACCGCCCGCCUCAGAGUUUCCUGGGACUGCUGAGCCCAAGGCCUCCCAGAACUCUAGCCCUAAAGGGCCAGAUGCCGCUCUUUCCUCCUCCCGGAUCGCGAACCCCCCUGCUCCUCCGGGGCCCCCCAAUCAGCCGGCCCCUGCCACUCUGCGGGCCCCCCAGCGGCGCAGCCGAGGUGAGAGAGUCAACACUAUCAUCCUGGUGGAACGAGUGAAGGAGACCGGUGUGACCCUGAUGGGACGCCCCCGGGGCGGGGCGGGAGGGGCCCUGUGCCUCUUCUUCGCCGGGACCGGGCUGCUGAUCGGCAUUUUCCUGCUGCUGUGGUGUCUCUACCGCCGGGCGGCUCGGCACCGGCCCUUCGCACACCACCGGCUUCCAAACGACGGAGAGGAGUCGGUCCUGCAUUUGGACACUCCCAAGGAGCCGUACGAUCUCUACUUUUACGCGCCGGAUGCUUGGAUCCCUUCACACAUCUCCACCAAGCAGCCGCCGCCCACUCCUCCGCUGCCGCCCAAGCUGCCCCCGCCGCCCCGCGGGGGCCGCUCCCAGCGCCUGGAGCCGCUCUCCCCCGCCACGCUCCCCGACAACUUCGUGUGAGCCCCUCUAGGUCCCUCCAGACGUGCGCCAUCCUCGGACAUCCUACCCUCCCGGCAUGCUUUGCUACAGAGUGGUACCCUCAGAUAGAGCCCGCCGCAGAGAUGUCUU